This is a messenger RNA of Rhizophagus irregularis DAOM 181602=DAOM 197198, 931 nucleotides long. Its product is annotated as dolichol-P-mannose synthesis. The record is from RefSeq and is a predicted model, not a curated record. NCBI's taxonomy places the organism in Eukaryota, Fungi, Glomeromycota, Glomeromycetes, Glomerales, Glomeraceae. Gene Ontology annotation, molecular function: dolichyl-phosphate beta-D-mannosyltransferase activity. Gene Ontology annotation, cellular component: endoplasmic reticulum membrane. Gene Ontology annotation, biological process: GPI anchor biosynthetic process; protein O-linked glycosylation via mannose; dolichol-linked oligosaccharide biosynthetic process.
UUCAACACUUAACGGAUUUUAGUGUAUAAAAUGAUCAAAGUGAAUUCCUAAAAUAAUUAAAAAUGUCUUAUUCCUCGUCUUAUUCCUCUGUUCAAGUUGCAACAGACUGUGUUGAAAACAAAUAUAGUGUCAUUCUUCCGACUUAUAACGAACGUAAUAAUUUACCAAUUAUCGUAUGGCUAUUAGCUGAAACUUUUAAAGAAAAUGAAUUAGAUUGGGAAAUUAUAAUUGUAGAUGAUGCUUCUCCGGAUGGAACGCAAGAUAUUGCAAAUCAACUUGUAAACAUCUAUGGCCAAAAUUAUAUUAUACUGAAGCCAAGAGCCGGAAAGCUCGGCCUGGGAACAGCAUAUGUUCAUGGACUCCAGUUCGUGACAGGUAAUUUCGUUAUCAUUAUGGACGCGGAUUUUUCACAUCACCCAAAAUUUAUUCCAGAAUUUAUUAGGCUACAAAGAAGUCAAAAUUUCGAUAUCGUAACUGGGACACGUUAUGCUGGAAAUGGAGGUGUGUACGGAUGGGACCUUAAACGUAAGAUAAUAAGUCGCGGUGCUAACUUUCUUGCAUCGACACUCCUUCGACCAAACGUAUCUGAUCUCACAGGAAGUUUUAGACUGUAUAAGAAAGAAGUCCUUGAAAGAAUCAUUUCUUUGGUAAUCUCCAAAGGGUAUGUUUUCCAAAUGGAAAUGAUGGUUCGUGCGAGACAAUUUGGUUACACUAUUGGAGAAGUGCCCAUAACUUUUGUAGAUCGUGUUUAUGGAGAAAGUAAAAUGGGGGCCAAUGAAAUUGUACAAUAUGCAAAAGGUGUUUGGAAAUUGUUUAUUACCGUUUAAUUUAAUUUAAUUAUUUUUUUAUUAUAAUAUGUUACUGUUAUAUUAAUGUAUAAUCGAGAAGAUUUAUAAUUUUAUUAUAUUUAAAAGUAUUUUUUUUUUUUUUU